Messenger RNA from Trifolium pratense (red clover), 2847 nucleotides. RefSeq lists its product as uncharacterized. Gene Ontology annotation, biological process: RNA modification; protein phosphorylation. The transcript has 12 exons. Gene Ontology annotation, molecular function: protein kinase activity; RNA binding; protein binding. The record is from RefSeq and is a predicted model, not a curated record. Lineage: Eukaryota; Viridiplantae; Streptophyta; Magnoliopsida; Fabales; Fabaceae. The coding region runs from base 154 to 2028 and encodes 624 amino acids.
UCUAGCUUAUCAUAAUCCGUGGAAAAUAGGGAGCUGUGGCAAAAUUGUAAAUAAAACAUGUUAAGUAUACUGCACCUAAAUACAAAAACAUAAGUUUACUUCUAAUCUACGGACUCUCUUCAGUUUCUAAACAACCGACAGCAACUCAUAGAGAUGCCAGUGAGGCGUUCUCUUCACUCACAAUUCAACGUUUGCAAGUCCCUCUUGCGGGUGAAGCAGUUACAUGCUUACCUUUUGAAGACGACUCAUUUCUCACAAGACCCUUUUUAUGCAACUCAAAUCAUUAGACUUUAUGAAUUUAACAAACACAUUAACUAUGCAUACCAUGUGUUCGACAAAACUUCCAUUCGAACUGUCUACGUUUGGAAUUCGAUGAUUCGAGCUUUUGCAAAGACUCAAAGAUUUCGGAAUGCAAUCUCUCUUUUUAGAACCAUGCUUCAGGCUGACAUAAGGCCUGAUAAUUACACUUACGCUUGUGUUAUACGUGCAUGCUCUGAUAACUUUGAUUUUCGUAUGCUAAGACUUGUUCAUGGAAGUUCUGUGUCUGCAGGAUUGGGAAUGAACCCUAUUUGUUGUAGUGCACUUGUCAGUGCUUAUUCAAAACUUGGCUUUGUUAAUGAAGCUUGUAGAGUGUUCAAUGGGAUUGCUGAACCGGAUUUAGUUUUGUGGAAUUCUUUGAUUUCUGCUUAUGUGUGUUCUGGUAUGUGGGAUAUAGGGAUUCAAAUGUUUAGCUCAAUGAGACAUUCUGGGAAGAAGCCUGAUGGGUUUACAUUGGCUGGUGUGCUUGUGGGUAUUGCGGAUUCUAGCUUGCUGAGCAUUGGCCAAGGAUUACAUGGUUUGAGUCAAAAGAGUGGGCUUGAUUAUGAUUCUCAUGUAGGUAGUUUACUGGUGGAGAAAAAAACAUUUCCAUCUUUUGAAUCUUUUAUAAUAGAGGAAGAAGAAGGUUCAGGUGGUUAUGGCAUUGUUUACCGUGCCCAAAGAACAACUGAUGGAAAAAGACUUGCUAUAAAAUGUCCUCAUAGUAAUGCUCAUAAAAACCAUGUAAAUAAUGAGCGGAAUAUGCUUGAGCGUUUUGGGGGUAAAAGCUUUAUUAUAAAGUUUGAAGGUUCGUUGAAAAGUGGCAACAGUGAAUGCUUUGUUUUAGAACAUUUUGAGCAUGACAGACCUGAGGUUUUGAAAAAAGAAAUUGAUAUCAGUGAGCUACAGUGGUAUGCGUUUUGCAUGUUCAAGGCACUUGCGUGCUUGCACAGAGAGGGAGUCGUUCACCGAGAUGUCAAACCUGGAAACUUCCUUUUCUCUCGAAAGCUUAAGAAAGGCUACCUUAUUGACUUCAACCUUGCCAUGGAUUUAAAGCAGAAGUACAAUAUCGGAAGUAAAUCAAAGCCAAGCGUUGAUGCAUCCAAUAAUAUUCCUCUGCCUUCUGGUCCUUCCCAGGUAGUUCAAGACAAGAAUCUUGGAGGAACCAUAUCUCUAACAUCCAAUAAAAGGGAAUUGACAGAUCAUAGGAAAUAUUCUGAAAUUAAUAGGCAUAUGAAGCCAAAGGCUAAUAAUGCUGGUCAUCUGAAAAAUUGUCCUGAUAAGGCUGUUGCGAUUUUACGUAGAGCACCAGGAGCAGAUGGCUCAGGAAUAACCUCUGCCAAAGAUAUUACUAGUACUAAGACUGCUUCUGCUGAUAGGCUCCGAGAACCGAUACCUUUCCGAGGAAGAAAGGAGCUUAUCAGCCUCGUGCAGAAUUCUAUGCAAUGUGCAAACAGUAGUUCAAUUAAAAGUCCUACUUCUCAGAGGAAAAGGGUUACUGCUCCUUCAAGCAAGUCAGAUGGCAGGACACUUCAUCUUACACCGAUGCCUAUACAUUCAUCUAGGGUUGCUGUGGGAUCAUUUAGAAGCAAAGGGGAUGGAAAACAUAAAAGAGAGGGUCCUUGUGUUGGAACAAAGGGAUUUCGUGCCCCAGAGGAGACAAGGCCAUAUUGGGAGCCUUAUUAUCAUGCUGUGAUUUUUAUGGAAAUUCCAAGUUGGCAGAAACUGUAGCUCAGCAGAUUUUUAAAAGCGAUCCUUCUGACAAUGUUUACAAGGUUAUGCUUUCCAAUAUAUAUGCUGGUGAUGGGAGGUGGGAUGAUGCGAAGAAAUUGAGGGAUAAAAUGACAGGAGGUCAAAAGAAAAUUCGAGGAGUUAGUUGGAUUGAAGGAAGUUAUUAUUAAUUCUGAAAAUGUAUAUUCGCUGCAAAAUUGAUAGAAGAGUGCAGGUUGCAACUGAUGUCAGAUAUAAAGAGGCAUAUCAGAAAGGAAAAGCACAACUGGUCAAGGAAUGCAUCUGCUGUUUCUUAUGCUUGUCAAGGAAUAUGGUUGAAGAAUGUGUUGAGUUACUUGAAGCUGAAGCUAUCAGGAUACACUGUGAUCUGUGAUAAUAGCUUCCUCCAUCAAGCUUUCUAAGAACCUUAUCAUGCAUGGAAGAUGUACGCGGUUUCACUACCUUAGAGAGCUCACUAAGGAUGGAACAAUUGAACUUGUGUACUGUAGAAGUAAUGAUCAGCUAGCAGACAUCUUCACUAAGCCACCGAAGCUAGAAUCUUUAUGCAAAUUGAGGGAAGGCUUAGGAGUCGUAGAUAUUAGUAGUUUUGUAGUCUAAAUUGAACAUUUGUGUUUGUGUUGUAUGUUCAAUUUAAGGGAGGGUAUGUAGAUGCUUAAGCAUUGUGUUUGCAUCAGUAGUUUAGACAAUGUUUAAGCAUUGUACUAGGCAUUGUGUUAGCUGCCAGGGUUGGGCUUGGCUUGUAUUGUUGUGUAUGCUACUUGCCUAUAUAAGGCAUGUUAUUGUUGUGGAAUAAACUAUGCACUACCCUUUGAAAACUAA